This is a messenger RNA of Centropristis striata (black sea bass), 3983 nucleotides long. It is a transcript of the gene niban1a, whose product is annotated as niban apoptosis regulator 1a. The transcript has 14 exons. NCBI's taxonomy places the organism in Eukaryota, Metazoa, Chordata, Actinopteri, Perciformes, Serranidae. The record is from RefSeq and is a predicted model, not a curated record. The coding region runs from base 115 to 3102 and encodes 995 amino acids.
UCUCCGUCAGUGCAGCAGCAGAUCGAUGUUCCGUCUGUACCUGCGGACUGAAGCUACCUGAGGAUCAGGAUCAGGAUCAGGAUCGGGAUCGGGAUCAGGAUCAGGAGCAGCACCAUGGGGAUCUCCGCGUCCAGCCUGCUGGACGACUCCAAGUCAAACUACAUUAAAGGCGAGGCGGAGGCCACGCUGAAGGAGUUCAGUCCGUACUACAGGAAGCAGUUCUCUGUGACCCGGUUCUCUCAGGUGGAAGAUGAUCUGGAGCAGCACAAAGAGAAGAUCACACAGCUGCUGCAGCAGAAGGAGGCUCCUGAGGAGGGCGAGGUCCUGUACGAGGAGGGCGUCCUUUAUUUUGACGAGACCAGGAAGUGGAAGGAUCGCUACGUGGUGGUGAGAGCAAACUACUGCCUGGAGUGUCACGACAGCCUGGAGACGUUCAUUAAAGGCGUUCCUCCGCGUCAGAAGCUGCUCCCUACAGGAGGCGCCGUCCUCACCACCGAGGAGCGCUACAUGGCCAUGGUGGACCGCUGCUUCCCCGACGACACCAGUGUGAAGGAGGACUUCGCCCCCCCCCUGUCGGGGAUGCCGGGUCAGUUCCCGGUCUACCUGCGUCUCCCCUACAGGAGAGACUCGUACUUCUGCUUCAGGCAGCAGAUCAAACAGGACAACUUCCUGUCCAUCAUGUCCGACUGCAUCCGCCACCAGAACCAAGACUUCCUGAAGAAGAAGACAUGUGAGGUCCAGGCGUUCCUCAAGGCCAUCCAGCUCUACAGACAGGACAAAGAGCGCUACGAGGCCUGGGACAUGCUCAUAGGAAGUGAUGUCAGAGUGUUGGCCAACGUGCUGAUGGAGCAGCUGCUGCCGUCUCUCCAGAAGGACAUGCUGCCUCGACUCAAAGCCAAGAAGACGGAGAAGAAAAGAGUCUGGUUCGCUACGGUGGAGGCGGCCUACAUCCUGAUCCAGGAGCACCUCCUGGUGGGCCUGUCGGCCCUGAAGGAGGAGUGCCGGGUGUCGGUGCGGCAGCAGGAGGUGCUGCUCCACUCCGACAUGGACCAGAUCCUCAACUCCAGACGCCAGCUGGAGGACAGAGUCAGAGCGCUGGUGUCCUCUCCGGCGGAGCAGCUGUGCCUGGAGGCGGUGCAGCCCUACCUGGGCUCGGUGCUGGAGGAGCUGAUGGAGCCGGUCAGCUCCGGCUUCCAGGAGGGACGGACGCUGAGCGAGAACAUGAUGGACGCCGUGUGUCAGGACGUCCUGCAGAUGGUCAACCACGAGCAGCUCAAGAAGUCUCUGGCCCAGAUGUCGAGGCCCAACCUGCUGAGCUGCUACCAGAAGAUCGGCUCUCUGCAGGAGAAGCUGCAGCAUCUUCAGGAACGCUUCGGAUUCUCUAACAUCACCGGAGUGAUUCACAGCGCCCAGAUAGACCUGCAGCAGCUGGUGGAGAACGCAGCCUUCACCUUCCAGCAGCUGCUCCAUAAAGCGGUCCAGGACAACCCGGAGAACCCGGGACCGGCCAUCGACAAGAACAAACACCGAGUCCUCAAGCAAUACGACUAUGACAGCAGCACGGUGAGGAAGAGGAUCUCCAGGGAGGCUCUGGUCUCCAUCACGCUGCCCUUCAUCAAGAGGAACCUGGCCCCCAGCUGCAAGACGGAGCUCCAGGCCCUGGAACAGUCCGUCUACUCGGACCACGGCAGCUUCAUCCAGGUGGAGAACGUCUACGAGAACGUUCUGCUGCAGCUGCUGGACAAGGAGGUCACCAAGGUGGUGAAGGAGGCGGCGAGCCUGAAGAAGUACAACCUGUUCACCGACAGCAGAGACCUGCUGAGUCAGUCGAGUCGCUCCAGUCUCUCCUCGCCGUCCGUCUCCACGCCGGGCAGCCCCGCCAUGAUGCUGGCCUCGCCCUCCAAGACCCCCGAGCCCCAGGCCCCGUCCCCCCUCGCCGUCAACGGCCUCUCCUCCAGCCCCGAGAAGGAGAAGGAGGAGCAGGAGGAGAAGGAGGAGCUGCAAAAAGAAACCUCGACAGGCGCCACCAUCAUGGAGACUCCUCUGGGGAAGGUGGAACGAGUCGAGGCGCCUCAGAACGAGGAGGAAGUCUUCGUCCAGACCGUGAAGGCAGAAGAAGAAGAAGUUCCUGUUGCACCGGAGGCUUCUGCAGAUUCAACCAAUCAGAGUGAGACGCAGGAGAAGAGUCCAGAGACUCUGAUCCAGGAGGACGUGGUCCCUGCAGAACCUCUAAACCAGAACAUAGUCGCUCCCAAAGAGCCAGAACUCACUCCAGUAGAAGUUCCUGCUGUCCUAGAAAUCAUAAAGACGGACGCAGUAGAAGUAGCAGCAGCAGCAGCAGCACAGGUAGAAGAUCCUGCACCAAGUCCUGCACCAAGUCCUGAACAGAGUCCUGAACAGAGUCCUGGUCCUCCUAGCGAACCAGCCGCCCCUCCAGCUGAGGUCCCAGCAGCUCCUCCUGCAGCCACCAGUGAAGAAGAGUCUCUCUGUGGAGCCUCAGAACCAGAACCCAGACCCGAGGCGCCCUCUGGUGGCGACACGGCAGAACUCCCAGCUGCAGCUGCAGACGUGGACCAGGACCAGGGUCUGCAGCAGCAGCGCCAGGAGGCAGAGCAGGACCAGGAGGUCUCCGUGUCGGACCAGAACUCUCUGGACGUGUCUGUCGGCGGCGAGUCGGCCCCCCUGUCAGACGUCGUCGGGUCCCUGGAGGACGAGAAGACGGCGCCGAGCAGCGAGGACGAGGAAGUCUCGACGACUUCAGACGUCCUGGAGGACGAGGAGAACCUCAGCAGGUCUCCGGUGAGCUCAGACGAGCCGGCCGAGGAGAAGAGGGACGAGAAGAGUCAGAGCGAGGAGCCGAGGGUAGACGAGACAACCUCCUCGCCUCCUGAGAACGCCGCAGAGGAACCAGCACCAGAGGAACCAGCUGCAAAAGAACCGGCUCCAGAAGAACCGUCCUCCGUCCCUGAAGUCCCUGAAGUCCCGGAGGUCCCGGCGCCGGUGGACAGCAUCAAGGAGAUCCGGGACCUGGUGUCGGAGGUGAUCGAGGUGGAGGAGCUGGUGCAGCGUUACCCGAGCGGCGUUCCCAACCCGGAGGAGUGAAGCGGCGUUCUCGACCCGGAGGAAUGACGCGUUCUGCCACCAGAGAACCAGAUAAUGAACCAGGUUCUAAAGGGACCCGAACCUCAAAACUGUCCCGUUUCUGUCCUCACAGCAGCAGCAGGACGACGACAAACAGUCACAACAAUCUUCCAUGAACCUUCUUUUGAAAUUUUUUUUUUUUUUUUUAAACAUAUGCAUGAAAUUAUGGUAAAUUAUUUAUAUUAAUCAUUUUUUACACAAAUCAAUAUCUAUCAGCUGAGUCAGGUCUGUUUCUCUGACAAACACUGAAAUUAUUUUAGUACCAAAUUUGCUCCUGAAAAACCUGAUUUAAAAAAAACUAUUUUUUUUUAAAGAUUAUGAAGAAGUUGUGGUAGAUUUAAUGAAUAUAUUUUAUAGGAAUAGUUAGAACAUUUUUGGACAGUUUUCUUCAACCCAGUCGCCAGAAUAAAUGUUGGUAUUUUAUAUUUCUGCAAAAAAAAAGGUGAAUUGAGACACUUUUGAAACACUGUGGUGAAGGUUAGAUUAGAGAUGAGGGUCAGACUUUAAUAUCACAACACUUUUUCUCUCUGCACAACACAAAAAAUGACGGUAAAUGCAACAUUUCUGGGAGGCGACUGGGCUGAUUGUCUCUGAGCAGAAUGUGAAGAUGGAUGUGAAGCUCGUUUCUGUGUGUGAGAAGUUAAAAAACACCAAUAUGACACUUUAGAAGCUCAUUAAAGAAACUCUGAACAUGUGAGUUAAAGACUCUGCAGGGAUUUUUGCAACAUCUGAAGCUCCGCCCCCUCUGUGACAUCACUGGGCCACCAGAAACUGAAUCUGAAUGAUUUAUAUUUGAAUUUGAAUUGCUUAACUUGCAUUUGCAUUGCAUUAAGAAACUGAAU